AAUAAUAAAAAGAAAAGCGAAAAGAAAAGGUCGGGUUUUUAAGUAAAAACCUGAACCCAGAUAUUGGGGCGACUUUCGUUGAAAUCUGAAAAUUACAGUCUUCAAAUUUAAAUUUAUGAGAAAAGAAAAAACAAAACCACAAUUACGCAAUCGAUCCAUCAUUCAAUUUUCCAAUUCCAAGCCCUAAUUUCUGUCGCCCAAUUCCAAACCCCUCCAAUUACAAUCCCCAAUUCCAAACCCCCUCCCCAAAAUCCCUAACCCCUACAAUUCCCUCCCUCACAGUUGUUUGCUACACCUUUAAUUUUCAUUUCCAUACAUUUCGACGUCAAUGAAGUAGAGAGGGUAUACGCAAAGUUGGCCCACGUGCUUGAUUCAGAAGGCCUGUAAAAGAAUUUCUGGCUUUGUCUCUGCUAUGACGUGGGUUGUCCCAAUCUUGCGAAGAAACUAGCGUUGUAGAUUGGGGCGGCGUGUAUUUAUUCGGUGCUCGAUGCUGGUGGCAGCAUGCAGAUGAUUGUUGGAAGAGAUGCAAAGGUAUCAUGCUGGCAGCUGCGGUAGCGCAGUCAAUAACAUUCCAAAUCCCGGAAUACAAGCUAGGGAUACUUUCCGUGCUGAUCCAUCCACUGUUCCUCCUAACUUUUCACUGAAUUCAAGAAGGUCUGCACGGCCAACACCAUACGAAUUGAGGUGUGAUAAAGAACAAUUAAAUUCACGUCUUGGGCCACCUGACUUCCAACCACCAACUCCAAAUUGCGCCGAGGAGACGGUUAACCGGGAAUAUGUGCAAUCUGGUUACAGAGAGACCGUUGAAGGACUUGAGGAAGCUAGAGAGAUAUCAUUAUCGCAGGUUCAGUUUUUCAAUAAGCCCGUCAUUCUCAAGUGCAAAGAGGCAAUCAGAAGAUGUCACAGAGCUAUUAAUGAGUCUCGUUCCCAAAAACGAAAGGCAGGUCAAGUUUAUGGAGUGCCACUUUCUGGUACAAUAUUGAGCAAGCCUGGUAUCUUCCCUGAGCUAAGACCAUGUGGAGAAGACUACCGGAAGAAAUGGGUCGAGGGUUUAUCUCAACCGCAUAAAAGAUUGCGUUCAUUGGCGGACCAUGUACCACAUGGUUAUAGGAGGAAAUCUCUUUUCGAAGUUUUAAUUAGGAAUAAUGUUCCGCUGUUGAGAGCAACGUGGUUCAUUAAAGUAAAUUAUCUUAAUCAGGUUCCUACGACCUCUUCUAAUUCAUCAUCUGGGUAUCAUGACAAAACUCAAUUUUCACGUUCACAGCAGUGGACGAAAGAUAUCAUCGAGUACUUGCAGUUUCUGUUGGAUGAGUUUAUUGUAAGAAACAAUACUCAUUCAGCUUUGCAUACACGAGACAGAUCGUCACAAAUGGCUUUUGCUGGUUUAAUGCAACAAAAAGGCGAUUCAAAUUCAGCUGUAGUAGAUGGUGAGGAGCCUUCACUGUCCACUAAAUGGUGGUAUGUGGUGAGGAUUAUUCACUGGCAUCAUUCGGAAGGACUGGUUAUUCCUUCUUUGAUUAUUGAUUGGGUUCUUAAUCAGCUUCAGGAAAAGGAAUUGCUCAGUGUUCUCCAGUUGCUAUUGCCUAUUAUAUAUGGUGUCAUAGAAACUGUGGUUUCAUCUCAGACUUAUGUGCGUACUCUGGCGUGGAUCGCUGCUCGAUUCAUCCAAGAGCCUUCUCCGGGUGGUUCUGACCUCGUCGAUAAUUCUCGGCUUGCAUACACUACUGCCGCUGUUGUUGAGAUGCUUCGAUAUCUAAUACUAGCUGUACCCGAUACUUUUAUUGCUUUGGAUUGUUUUCCUUUGCCUAAGAGUGUGAUAAGUCAUGUGGUAAAUGAUGGAAGUUUCUUAUCCAAAGUGGUUGACAAAUCUAGGAAAGUGAAGUAUGGUCAAGUUGAAGUUGCUAGUUUCCCUAGAGAUAGAAAUCAGGAGGUUCAAGCCGAGUCCUCGUCCUUUCGAAGUGUUGUGUCAUCAAUACAAAAACGGGUGGAGACUCUUUCAAGAGCAGCCAAACCUAAUCACCCUGGUCAUAAUGUAGCUAAAGCCUUGCAGGUAUUGGAUCAAGCUCUCAUGCAUGGAGAUAUUGGAGUUUCAUACAACUUGCUUUUGGAAAAUACUUGGAAUGGAGUUUCCGCUGAAUAUUGGGGUGCUGAAGUUAGUCCCUGUUUACGUUCGUCACUGAAGCAUACUGGUACGGUGACAUCAUCAUUGCUUUGCUCUAUCUUUUUCAUCUGUGAGUGGGCAACUUGUGAAUUCAGGGAUUUUCGUACUGCGCCUCCUCAUGGGCUGAAGUUCACUGGUAAAAAAGAUUUCUCUCAGGUGUUUAUAGCGAUGCGGCUUCUGAAACUGAAGUUGAGCAAUAUGUCUAGCUUGUACAGUUCAACCAAGAAAUACAGAGAUAUUUUCAAGAGCCCUAGCCCUUUACAUGAUGUUAUUGUAUGUUGGAUUGAUCAGCAUGAAGUGCAUAAUGGGGAAGGUCUCGUACAACUGCAGCUUCUAAUAAGAGAAUUGAUUCAGUCUAAUAUUUUCAAUCCCCUGGCAUAUUGUAGACAGCUGAUUGUAAGUGGAAUCAUGGACGGGAAUAGGCCUAGGGUUGACUUCGAAAAGCGAAAGAGACACAAGAAACUCUUGAAGCAGUUGCCCGCUUCCUAUAUUCUUGAUGCUCUGAGAGAAGCUCAGAUUGCUGAACCACCAAAUCUUCUGGAGGCAAUGAAUGUUUACUCGAACGAACGCCGGCUGGUGCUCCAUGGACUCUUAGGACACAAACCUACUCCUGGUGUGAAAAAUGUUGCAAAGAAGCAAAAGAAUCAUCAUACGUCUAGAGCAGACAAUGCUUCUCAAUCCUCUGUUGACCAAUUGUACUUCCAGUCAACAUCCAGGCCAUCAACAGAUGUCUGGCUUGAGGAAUUAAAAGUUUCAAUUUCUGUACUAUUACAACUCCCUCACUCUUCAUCGUCGGUAGACCCUGAAGUUGAUGAAUCUCAAGGGAGUGUUAGAAGGCCCGUUGGGGCUUAUAACAGAACAGACGACAGCGAAGAAACAUCUGGAUGUGAAGAAUGCAGAAGGGUGAAGAGGCAAAGAUUAGGUGAAGAAAUCAGUUCACUGCAAUCAGAUCCGUUAGACGACGAAGAGAUAUGGUGGAUAAGAAAAGGGCUGCAAUAUACGGACACUUAUAAAGCAGAACAACCUCCUAAGCCUGCCAAGCAGACUUCAAGGAGUAGGCCAAAAUCUGUCCGUAAAACUCAAAGUCUUGCACAAUUAGCUGCUGCUCGAAUUGAAGGUAGUCAGGGAGCAUCGACAAGCCAUGUAUGUGAAAGUAGGAUAAGAUGCUCACACCAUCGAACUGUUUCUGAUGAUUUCAAAAAUUCAGUUGGUGAGACCAGAAAACCACCCUCUGGAGAUAUUGUUUCAAUUGGGAAACUUCUGAAGAAGAUGCCAUUUGUAGAGAAGAGGAUACUGACUGUAUGGUUGAUAUCUGUUGUAAAACAGCUUAUUGAGGAGGCUGAAAGGACUAAAGUCCCCAAGGUUGGUCAAUAUGGUCGGCCAUUACCUGCGGCAGGUGAUCAAAGUUCCAUGCGCUGGAGGCUUGGAGAAGAUGAAUUGUCAGCAAUUUUAUAUAUGAUGGAUAUUUGUAAUGAAUUUGUUUCGGCAACAAAGUUUCUACUGUGGUUGUUGCCAAAAAUUCCCAACAGUUCUGGUUCUGCCAUCUCCAGCAGGAAUACCAUGAUGCUUCCUAAGAUUGCAGAGAACAAUCUAUGUGAUGUUAGGGAGGCAUUUCUUUUAUCAUCAAUCCACAGUUAUGAAAAUAUAAUUGUUGCAGCCGAUCUUAUCCCUGAAACGUUGUCUGCCACAAUGGGUCGUGCUACCACAUUCUUGGCAUCUAAGGGCAGGAUUUCUGGUUCGCCAGCCUUAGUUUAUGCACGCCACCUUCUGAAAAAGUAUGGUCAUGUAGCUAGUGUUGUUGAAUGGGAAAAGACCUUCAAGUCCACUUCUGAUAAGAGACAUAGUUCUGAAAUUGAAUUUGGGAGAUCUUUAGAAGGGGACUCUGUCUUUAACCUGGGCGUCCCGAAUGGAGUGGAAGAUCUCGAUGACUAUUUUCGUAAAAAGAUAAAUGGUGUUCGAGUUUCUAGAGUUGGUGUGACCAUGAAAGAAAUAGUGCAUAGGCAUGUAGACGAAGCUUUUCAGUCCUUCUACAGCAAAGAUAGAAAACCUUUUGGACCUGGAACAAAUAAAAUUUCUAGCAUGGAGAAGUUGGACACUGGCUAUCAGAUAGCUCACCAAAUUGUGACGGGAUUGAUGGACUGCAUGAGACAAACUGGUGGUGCCGCUCAGGAAGGUGAUCCUUCUUUGGUGUCAUCAGCCAUUGCUGCUAUUGUUUAUAAUAUCGGACAUGUGGUUGCCAAAAUUCCCGAUUUAACUGCUGGCAGUAACCACUUAAACCCCCCUCCAGUUUCUGCAUCAUUCCAUUUUGCUCGACGGAUUUUACGCAUCCAUGUCACUUGCCUGUGUAUAUUAAAGGAAGCACUUGGAGAACGUCAGAGCAGGGUCUUUGAGGUUGCUCUUGCAACAGAAGCUUCCUCUGCUCUCAUGCAAGCUUUUGCCUCUGGAAAGGCAUCCCGUGAUUUUAGUGCAAAUUUACCUAACGAAACUUUAAACCAUCCCGCUAAAGCAGUUGGAAAAUCUGCAAGAAUAGCUGCUGCUGUUUCUGCACUUGUCAUCGGGGCAAUUCUCCAGGGAGUUGCUAGCCUGGACAGAAUGGUUACCUUGUUUCGGUUAAACGAAGGCUUGGAUCUAAUUCAGUUUGCAAGGAGUCUUAAAUCCAAUGCGAAUGGUAAUGCACGCUCUAUGGGGGUUUUAAAAGUGGAUAAUAUGAUUGAAAUCUCUGUCAAUUGGUUUAGGGUGCUUGUGGGGAAUUGCAGAACCGUUUCUGAUGGGUUAAUUGUGGAGCUGUUGGGUGAAGCCUCGAUCGCAGCUCUGUCUAGGAUGCAGCGAAUGCUAUCUCUGGAUUUGGUUUUCCCACCAGCCUCUUCUAUAUUUGCAUUUACGAUAUGGAAGCCCAUUCUAGGUAGCAUUGGAGUACGUGAAGAUUUUGAUCAACUGUCUCCAUUAUUGGCUGUUACUAUAGGUGAUGCCAUAAAGCACAUACCUUUUCGUGAUAUAUGUUUUCGGGACACUAAUGCUUUAUAUGACCUCAUAGCUAAAGAUUCUCUUGAUUCUGAAUUUGCAUCUUUGCUGCAAUCCAAUGGCUCGGUCAGCAAUGUGAAAGCUGCUGCAUUGGUCCCUCUACGGUCCAGGAAUUUUCUUGAUGCCCUUAUAGAUUGUAAAUUGUCUGAACCUGUAGUUAAAAUCGAUGGUGGAAAUCGGAUUUCUAGUCAAACUGAGUUGAAAAGGCAAUGUGUAGAAAACGUGAAAAGAACCAUGGGUAAGCUUGUACAUGUUUUGGAUACACUGCAGCCUGCAAAAUUUCAUUGGCAGUGGGUCGAGCUCAGACUCCUCCUAAACGAGCAAGCUGUUAGUGAAAAGAUGAUGGAGAAUGAUGUCUCCUUGAGUGAUGCUAUAAGAUAUCUCUCCCCUCACUCCGAUGAAAGUAUUGCUUCCGAAAACGAGAGUUAUUUGGUUCAAAUUAUUCUCACAAGGUUAUUGGUCAGGCCUGAUGCUGCUCCCUUAUUCUCCGAAGCCGUACAUCUAUUGGGAAAAUCAGUCGAGGAUUCGAUGCUAACACAAGUAAAAUGGCUACUGAGAGGUGCAGAAGUUCUUUACGGCAAGAAAUCAAUUUGGCAGAAGGUUAUGAAUAUUGCAGCUGAGCUCAAAGAGCUGACUCUGAAGCCCCGAUACUGGAAGCCAUGGGGAUGGGCCCACGAAGAUAAAAACACAGCAGCUAAAAAGGGAUACAAACGGAAAUUCGAAGCUAGCACCAUUGAAGAAGGUGAAGUUGUUGAGGAAGGAGCUGACUUUCUUGAUGUUGAAGGUUUUAUUGUCAGUAAGCAGCAUUUGACCGAGAGAGCUCUUGUUGAGCUGAUACUUCCGUGUUUGGAUCAAGGUUCCGAUGAACUGCGUAGUAGUUUUGCAAGUGAAAUGAUUAAGCAGAUGAGCAAUAUUGAGCAACAAAUUAAUGCAGUUACUCGUGGAGCUGGCAAGGCUGCAGUUACCGUGAUUGGAAGCCCUGUCAAUAAAAGUGGGGCCCGCAAGGGCGGGAAAAGCGGUAGUCCCGGGUUAGUAUCCAGGCAAUCAACUGGAUUGGCUGAUGCUGUACCACCUUUUCCUGCAGCAUUGCGUGCCUCCAUGACUUUGAGAUUGCAGUUCUUGCUCAGAUUGCUCCCCGUCGUUUGUGCAGACAGGGAGACCUCAGGCCGUAAUAUGAGAUACGCUCUUGCUUCAGUAAUUUUACGUCUCCUUGGGAGUAGGGUUGUGCAUGAAGAUGCCUCUCAUUUUCUUAAUCCUGCACUGAUUUCAUUGAAGAGAGAGAUCAAUUCUCUUACCGAUACUUCUCAUUCUGCUUCACUCGAUUGCUCGGAAAGUCUAUUUGAUUGUUUAUUGUUGGUGCUGCACGUCUUGCUGAGCUGUCACCAGCCAAGCUGGUUGAAGACGAAAUCUGAACCCAAAUCUACCGAAUAUGCCAUUUUUGACCGCGAAGUGGCAGAAAGUCUGCAGAAUGAAUUGGAUCGCAUGGAAUUACCCGAGACAAUACGGUGGCGAAUCCAAACUGCAAUGCCGAUUCCUAUUCCGUCUAUUCGAUGUACAACUUCUUGCCAGCCGCCUUCACUAUCUCCUACUGUUCUUGCUUGUCUUCAUCUCAGCCAUCCAAUAGCCUCGUUAGAUCCUAGCCAUUCGAAUCAACCGCAAAGCAAUCCAACGGACCAAUGGACCCUUUUGGAAGAUGGAGCCGGGUCGGGUCAACCUUCGCCCAAAUCAAUUGGAAUCAACGGCCCAGAUCAUCCGAAUUUGAAGGCGUCCAAUUUGCUCAAGGGUGCUGUGAGAGUGAGGAGAAAAGACCUUACGUAUAUUGGUUCAAUAGACGAAGAAAAUUGAUAAUUCAACCCUAAACAAAAUACCCUUUUUUCUUUUAAUCUUUUUUUUUUCUUUUUUUCUUUGGGUGAGAAGAGUACACUGGGUAUAUCGAUCGAUCACCGUUUAUUGACGUACAGAAAAAACGCACACAUCCAUGUUGGCAUGUGUGAGUAGAUGAAUCGUAGAUGAAUUGACCUUUGUGGCGAGGAGGCUGCCUUUUCUGAAUCAUUCUUUUACCGAAAGCCGGGCCCCCCAUUACUAACCCCUUUGAUCGUUUCUAGAUUAUGGUUGGUCCGAUUCAUAGUUUGUCGUUGUAUAUGUAUAGAUAUGUAUUUAUGUAUGUAUUCCUUUGUGCUGAGUUGACAUAUAUAUAUAUAUAUCAGAAAUGGGGGUUUAUUUGUAGCUUCUUCUAUGCUCAGCAAAUAUUUUUGGUACAAAUUAUGUAAAUUUAUGAUAUGUGCCAAUUUUAUUUGGUCCACCUUAUAAUCCAAUCAAUUCCUUU
Messenger RNA from Erythranthe guttata (spotted monkey flower), 7508 nucleotides. RefSeq names its product mediator of RNA polymerase II transcription subunit 12. Gene Ontology annotation, biological process: regulation of transcription by RNA polymerase II. NCBI's taxonomy places the organism in Eukaryota, Viridiplantae, Streptophyta, Magnoliopsida, Lamiales, Phrymaceae. The record is from RefSeq and is a predicted model, not a curated record. Gene Ontology annotation, cellular component: mediator complex. Gene Ontology annotation, molecular function: transcription coregulator activity.